AAGAAUUGUGUCCUUGCUUGGAAAAAUUAUCUAUUUCAAGCUGAAUUUUCUACCAAUAUGUUCCUCUUAGGUUUCUUCUUUGUUCGAUUAUUAGGAGCAGUAGAUAAGAUUGCUUUUUGGGUGGAUCUCAACUCCAUUGUGGACAUGUUGACUAUUCCACCUAUCAUUGUGGCCGCUCUUCUAAACUCGGAUUGGCAAGGUCUAAAAUUUUGUCGGUCUUUAAUAAUAUGUAAAAUUCCUGAUACUUUACGAUAUUUUGGUAUACUAGCGUCAAGUGAACGGACAAAGGUGGCAAAGAUGAUUUGUAAUAUCACGGGUUGGUGGUUAGCAGCUGCCGGAGCAUUUCAUUUGAUUGAGACCAAUGGAGACCCUUGGAAUGUUCCUUCGAAUGCUCGUACCAUUAGCUAUUUCGAGAGUGUUUGGUAUCAUAUGGUUACAAUGUCAACUGUAGGGUAUGGUGAUAUAGUUCCUAACACUAUUCUUGGGAGAGUCUUUGCCAUGAUAUUUAUCAUAGGAGGAUUGGCUUUAUUCGGUAGCUAUAUCCCGUUACUUGCUGAGAUUUUAUUUAGCAAGACAAAAUAUCAAGGUCGCUAUAUUCGCGCUAGUGAAAAAACGCAUAUUAUCGUAAGUGGUUGCAUUAAUGGUGAUAAUGCAAAAAAUUUUUUACGAGAUUUCUUCCAUAAAGAUCGUGUGAAGGGCAAUAUUAAAGUCGUUUUCUUGAGCAAAAAUAAACCUUCGCCUAAGAUGGAAGAGGUCCUGAAAAAGAAUUUUGCUUCAACGUUAUACUUACAAGGUUCAGUGCUAGAGCCAGAAGAUUUGGACCGAGUAGCGAUCAAAGAAGCCAAUGCUUGCAUCAUCCUGUGUGAUAAAUCUUGUGCAGAUCCUGAGCGAGAUGAUGCAGAAAAUGUCAUGAGGGUCAUUGCUAUCAAAAAUUAUAUGCCAUAUAUGAAAGUCAUUGUGCAAAUCAACCGAUAUAAAAGUAGAUCUGUAUUACAAAAUAUUCCUAGUUGGAGGCCAGAGAAGGGAGAUGCUGUCAUUUGUCUGAGUAGUCUAAAACUUGGAUUAUUUGCUCAAAGUUGUUACAGUCCAGGCUUUUCCACAUUAAUGACCAAUAUCUUAACAACUCGAUCUACCAAUGGAGAAUCAGCUUGGCAUUCUGGAGAUUGGCUUUCACAGUACACAAAUGGAAGCGCUCAUGAAUUAUAUACCAGAAAGCUAUCCGCAGCUUUUCAUGGCUUAUCAUUUGCAGUAACUGCCGAAGUAUGUUAUCGUCAGUUGAACUUGCUACUACUUGCAAUCGAGUUUAAGGACCCUAUUACUAGAGAAAGAAAAUUUUACGUCAAUCCUUCUAGCAAGGAAGCUAUUAUUACCGAGAAUACGUUCGGCUACUUUAUUACUGAUUCUUCAAGAGAUACUAGAAGGGCGUUUGAUUAUUGCGGCACUUGCCAUGCUGAUAUUCUUGAUCCGAAGAAAAUUCUUAAAUGCCAUUGUAAAAAUGCGAGUAAUGGGCUUGCUUCCACAUCUCGUCAGUAUGACAAUCAACGUGACAGUAUAGUAAAAAAGUCAAUGCAUCUAUUGGAAGAUGCAGCUGGGUGUCCUGUUAGAGAUUUUGCUUUUGACUCGACUGGGAUGUUUUACUGGUCCAAGAAAAAAGAACUUGAAGAUGUUAUACUGGAUCGUGAUACCGUCUACGAAGAUAUGCAUAGCCAUGUUGUUAUAUGUGCCUAUGGCGAUGAUAAUACAGCUCCUGUUGGCUUAGCAGCCAUUAUUGGACCUCUUAGAACAUCAAAUAUUCCCAUUGAUGAACUAAAAACAAUUAUUAUACUAGGUGAUAUCCAGUAUAUUAGGAAAGAUUGGGAAAACAUCUGCAACUUUCACAAUGUCUAUGUGAUGCAUGGCUCGCCUCUACGACGUGGAGAUAUCCGAUCUGUAAACAUUAACCUGUGUGAUAUGUGUAUUGUAUUGGCGAUUAAAACUAAAUUCGAUAUUGACGAUCCAUUUCUGGAGGAUAGGGAGUCAAUAUUAGCCUCUCUUAAUAUCAAAGCAACUGAUUUUAAACCAAUUGAUUUACCUGAUAAAGAAAUCAUUGGCGGUGUGUUUAAUCGACCUGGUGGUGUACCAACAAAGGGACAUCAAGUUCCUAUGUUAAUUGAUCUAGUUAACGGAGAUAAUGUCGAAUUUGUUGACGAUGAUGAUGAUGAUGAUCCAGAUCUAGAGGUUCAUUUAACUCAACCAUUUGCGUGUGGCACUGCAUUUGCAUCAACCGUACUAGAUAGUUUGACAAGUAUGGUUUAUUAUAAUAGAUCAUGUUUAAGUAUCAUUAAAGGGUUAGUUACUGGUACAUUUACUCAAGAGUUAGAACGUCAACUUGCUGAAUAUAGCCGCUUACAGCCCGGUAGUAAUCUAUCAUGUGAAUUUUUGCAAUCAUCUCGUGAUCGUUGUCGAGUUUCACAAUUAGGCUUAAAUGAAAUGCCUUUGGCAGAAUUUGCUGUAGCUACUUGUUCUUUUGGAGAAUUAUUCAGUUUCGCUAUGAGGACAUACUCUAUUAUGUGCUUGGGAGUUUAUCGAUUGAAAAACACCGAUCCUCGAAGUUUAUGCAGGAAACGUUUUGUGAUUACAUUACCACCUAGUAGGUUUAUAGUUCUUCCAAGUGACAGAAUAUUUGUGUUAGUUCCGUUU
Messenger RNA from Trichoplax adhaerens, 2679 nucleotides. RefSeq lists its product as uncharacterized. The transcript has 24 exons. Lineage: Eukaryota; Metazoa; Placozoa; Uniplacotomia; Trichoplacea; Trichoplacidae. The record is from RefSeq and is a predicted model, not a curated record. Gene Ontology annotation, molecular function: large conductance calcium-activated potassium channel activity. Gene Ontology annotation, biological process: potassium ion transport. The annotation marks the transcript as partial. Gene Ontology annotation, cellular component: membrane.